Falco peregrinus (peregrine falcon) is the source of this 3940-nucleotide messenger RNA. It is a transcript of the gene CCDC127, whose product is annotated as coiled-coil domain containing 127. The transcript is spliced from 3 exons. The record is from RefSeq and is a predicted model, not a curated record. NCBI's taxonomy places the organism in Eukaryota, Metazoa, Chordata, Aves, Falconiformes, Falconidae. Bases 300 to 1094 code for a protein of 264 amino acids.
CAGCGACAAGGCUCCGGCGCGGCCCCCCCGCUCCCGGGCUGGUAGGUGGCGGUCCCGCUCCGCGGGCGGCGGGCGGGGCCGCGCCCCUCCUCGGGCCGGCGCUGGCCUAGCGGCGGGGCCGGGGCCUGCGGCGCGGAGGAUCCUGGAGGUCGUCGGGACGGCGGCAGCAUCAGCUACCGUGCCGCCGGCCGGGGGAGGGGAGGGCGGUAGCAGCGGCGAGCCCCGGGGCGGCGAGGCUGACCGGCAGGGAGCCGGCCCGGCGGCGUCGCGCUGCUCGGAGACCCGCCCGCGGUGCCUUCAUGAAUAAUUUAAAUGACCCUCCCAACUGGAACAUCCUGCCGAACCGGCGGGAGCCCGGCGAUGAAGGCAGCAGGUGGAACUACGCCUUGCUGGUGCCCAUGCUGGGCCUGGCCGCCUUCCGUUGGAUCUGGACCAGAGAAUGUCAAAAAGAAAUAGAAAGAGAAAAAAAAGAAUAUUAUGAAAAACAUUCAUCUUUACAAAAAAAUCUGGAAGCCAAAUAUCGGGAUAUAAUCACAGAAAAUCGUCGCACGGUUGCUCAUUUGGAGUUGGAGCUUGAAAAGGAACGCAACAGAACCCUGAGUUACCGUGAAGCCCUCGUGUCCCAGUCUCGCAAACUAGUAGAAGAAAGAAGGAUCCUAGAGCAGGAGCAGGAGAAGUUAGAGCGAGAAAAACAAGUCCUUUUGCACUCAGGAGCAGAAGGUAACUUGUACCAAAGUUGUCUGGCAAAGGAAGAAGAGUGGCAAAAGAGAGCCAAUAUUUUACUAAAAGAAUUUGAAGAGGGACUUAAAGAAAGACAGGACAUCUACUGCAGUCUUGUUGUACCCAGAAGCCAGAGACUAGAAAUAGAGAAAAAUCUGCUAGUUAAAGCAGCAACUGAUCCUGUUGCUGUGGCUCUACAUAUGGAAAGUGGCUUAAAAGAUAUUUUCAAACAUGAUAACUACUGUGGCAAUCUACUCAACAGAAGUAAAAGUCAGAAUGGAAGACUUAUGUGGCUGUAUCUCAGAUACUGGGAACUAGCUAUUGAACUACAGAAGUUCAAGAGGGCAGAAAAGGCCAUGUUAGGAAAACGAUAAGCAGAGGAAGUAACGGGAUUUCAUGUCAUCCACUGUGCAUAGUAGGGACAAUCACAGUUGUAGUCUGAAGCUGUUAAAUUCUCCUACUGUGUUUCAGUUUCUCUUCUUUGUUGCACUUGUGUUUGCAUGGGACGUGUGCCGUGUUGGUGCCUUUCCUUUCACUACCAACAGAUGCCCUAGUGAGCUAUGCAUGCUCUUAAACUCUGUGAGUGUGUUUGUAUUGCAGACUGCAGCGUAGUAUAGAGAUAGGCCAGCUUCCAUAGGUAAAAGAAGCAGCAAGACAGAACUCUGUUUAGAGUGAUUUACCUAGUUGGUGGUCAUGCUCCAUCAACAGAGAAGUGUGACAACUGCCAUAGCACAUUGUGUUCCUUAUCCCUGAUGUUUUAUAUGGUGUCUAAUGCUAUCCUUUUUUUUAAUUAUUAUUAUUUUAAAGUUAGGGGGUUUUGUUUAAACAAGACUGAUUUUGAGGCAGAUAUUUGGAAGACACCGUGUUUGAGCAAGCUGCUUGCCACAUAUAUCCUACAUGUAUAUACAUACAUUUAUAUAAAUAUACAUGUGUAUAAAUAUGCAUGUGCGUAUAAGUGUAUGUAUUAUUAUUCUGAGGGGAGAAUAGUAUCAUCAUGUUUCAAAUUAAUCAGUGUUGCGCUGUCUUCCAAUUUAAUACACAAAUAGUACUUUAUGAAUGAAACAUCCAAAAGAUGCUAAUUAAAAUAACAGAGGAAACAGAUUGAUGAAAUUCUCAUUGGAGCUAGAGAUCCAUGCUUGAGUACUAGAGAGCGUAUAAACUCAAAGUUGUAUUCUCAUCAUACUAGAGAUAUGUUAAGAAUACUUAGGCUUUUUUCUCAGUCAAGGUUUCAGUUGUAACCCAACAGUCUGCAUCCAUUAUAGAUGUCACCGUGCUGCUGCCUCUACAUCGCAAUGCACUGGCUGCUACCUGGUUAGCCUGCAGGAACCUCCGUGGGUUACAGCCAUUGCAUCUGCAUCUGUUCCUUGGACAGGUCCUGUUUGUAAUUUGCAGAUAGGAACCUAAAUGCAACAUGCACUGGUAGCCCCUACCUCCCUCUCCAAUUGUCUCAGUUCUCCCAAAAUGGAAGUAUACUUUUCCACAGCUUAAAUUUUGAGCUUAUGGUUCACCCCUUCUUGUAUACAUGACCAUGAAAGCCUACAGAUACACAGGCUUUGCAAACUUUUAAGAAAGGGGGCUUUUAAAUUAGCUUUAAAGUUAGCACGGUAAAAUAAACAGAUCUACAUAUAUUAAAAAAAAAACCAACAAACCCACACAACACCCAACAAGCAGAAAAAAACAAAACAAAACCCCAGUGCAUUUCCAUGCUUAAAUCCUUUAAAACUCUGAGUAGUCUUUGGGUCCUUGUAGCAGUAAGAACCACCUUCAUUUUCAAAUAUGCCAGGUAGCUGGGAUACUAACCUUUUUCUUCUUUCUAAUCCAGCCUUAGACCACAAAGGGGCAGUGUUCACACUUUUGUUUGUAAAAUCUGGCCUUUGUCACUUGACUUUGGUUAGUGUUGGUAGCUUGUCAGUUCCUUAAUUAGAAGUUCUUUACUGAGGGCUGGACAUUACAAACAGGUUUGCUUUAGGCUAUGAGCUACUGCAUGGCUCAGAAGCAGUUCAGCUAAGUGAAUGCCCAUCCAAGUUUAAAAGAGACUCCAGCAGAUGCAGGGUUUUCUCUUUAUUUCCUCCUGGUUUCACUUCAGUCUGGACACAGAAGACAGCAGAUAAAUCUUUUGAAGCAACGUGUGCGACCUAAUCCAGUUACUCAACAAAAAUAUCUUAACAUGAAAAGAAAUUCUUAAAUAGAAUAUGUGUUUCCCAACUACUCUGUUUUCCAGUUGUGAUUUUGCUCACUUUGAAUUGAUUUAUUAGUCUCUAAUGCAUUGAUUUUCUUUUGUGUUUUGUUGUGUUAUUUUUAAAUAAAGUCCUAGUAGAUAGACCAGGGAAGGGGGGAGAGGGGGGAAGAGGUACCAUCACAAAUGCCUGAGAGGCCAAAAUUUGUCUGCAUGCCAAGCAUAUGUGGGCUGGGAGAUGAGAACGCAACUGAGUUACUACUUUGUGUGACAGCCUGAGCCAAGCUGCUGUAGCUACCUAUAUGCACAUGCCCUAAUUGCCCAGUAGAACAGACUAGUUUGAAUAACUUAAUCUGUGUGUAAUUCCUUCAGGAUGUGAAAAGUGUGUGACCACACCGUUGUGGUGUAUUUGAUAUGUAGGUGUAGGCAGUUAAGCAACGCAGCUGACAAACAGCAGCUAGUGAAUCAAUGCCAGUGCAUUUGAGAUUCAUGCCUUGAAUUUGUACAUAUUCAUUAGUUACUAGUAUUAAAAGAUCAAACAUUUUAUGCUUUUUCAUUUUUUUCAUAGUUUGUCACCACUCGGAAUGCUUAAAGAAAAUGUAAUCGAGGGUAAAAUACUUUUUUCGGUAUAAAUGCAUUAAGUUGAGGCAUCGUACACUCAAUUGUAUAGAGUUGGAUUGCAAUGGUUUGAUACUCAGUUUCACUUAUUUAGAAGUGUCAAUUAUUUGUACAACUAAUUGUUGAAUUAUUGUUCAUGGACACUUUGCAGAUUAUUAAGACUGAAGAGUUAUCUGAGGACAAUUUUUAGAAGCAACCGCUUUAGAAGCACUGGUCCUAUUAGUUUCUACCAAAACUCAUGUUUAUCAGUCUGUUACAUGUUUUUUAAAUAUUCCCCCUUUGUAGGCUGUUAUGUUGAAAGUUCAAAUAUAUGUAGAACGCAAGAAUAAUUUGUUUUCAAAAGACCUAAUGAAUUUUUUUGUUAUGAUAAUUGUCACUUACCUGUUAAACAAUAAGAACUAAUAAAAACCCUUACAUAUUUCUGCA